Molecule: messenger RNA, 843 nt
Organism: Blumeria graminis f. sp. triticale
Lineage: Eukaryota; Fungi; Ascomycota; Leotiomycetes; Helotiales; Erysiphaceae
Source: the annotation of a GenBank genome assembly
AUGCACUGUAUCUUCGCCAUACCUAUGAUAAUGUCGAGUAAAAGUCUAUAUCCAGAUCGUGUAAGCCUUAUAAGCACUGGCCCAUCGCCCUUUUCCUACGGCACAUACGGAAUAACAGUCAAUGGCAAGAUUCCAAGCUUCGAGCAGCACCAAGAAAUAUACAGAACAGAAACCCCCAAGAUUAAGUCCGGCAUGCACAUCAUUGCAUAUUGCUCAUUUAAAUUUAAUGAAGAGCUAUUAGUCAAGAUAGUUAGUAGACAUAUGACUAACCUGAGGAAAAAAUCACACCGUGAAUUAAAUGGAACAUACGAACAUCACACAACCUGUCUAAAUAACAUCAAGCAGAAUACACGAAUAUGGAGAAAGCUACAGAUUUUAUAUCUUAUAAGAGGAGGACUGUGUACUGAGCGAGCAAUAGUCAGUCUAGCCUACGAGGGAUUGAUAAGAGUCGGCGGAAUUUACAAUGGAUUUGCCCCUUCGAAUCAUCUCAAGGUUCCUUUGGUAACUACAGACAUUCCAGUAUCGAUGUGUAGGGCACUCGGUGAGUUCAUCUUUAUAAAGAGUAGAACUGAACCUCAUCAGCUUGGCCUUGGCUGGUAUCUAGGCUAUGUACAUCUAUUUCGGCGAGACUCACUCGAGGGCUUAUGGUACCCAGUCACCCAAGUUGGUCGCGAAUCGGAAAACGGCGAGAUACUCGCCAGGUUCUUGAUGGAGGAAAUAUUUCCGCAACUUGCUAGAAUAGCCCAGAAUCGAUUAACGGCUGAUGCCGAAAUUAUGAAGAUGCCCUCGGCGAAGCUAACUCGAUAUCGUUGCGAGGGCUUUAUUGGCAAAGUAAAGGAGUAG